Molecule: messenger RNA, 1272 nt
Organism: Acanthosepion pharaonis
Lineage: Eukaryota; Metazoa; Mollusca; Cephalopoda; Sepiida; Sepiidae
Source: the annotation of a GenBank genome assembly
AUGGUUACUUUUAUAUUUUAUUCCGACAUUUUUUCUUCACAUUUUCUGAAUGUUCAUUGCAUUGUCGGCCAUAAAUGCCUUCAUUGUUUUUCUGAGUUUGACAUUUUUCUUUUCUUUUUUGUUUUUAACAUUAGUAUUUGUCAUUUGCGCUCUUUCAUUGCUUCACAUCUGUUCCCUCUCUUCACAAUCCCUUCUCUCUAUCCAUCCUUCCUUCUCCAGCAUUCUCUCUCUGUCUCUGGCAUUGUUUUGCUCUCUCUGUCUCUGGCAUUGUUUUGCUCUCUCUGUCUCUGGCAUUGUUUUGCUCUCUCUGUCUCUGGCAUUGUUUUGCUCUCUCUGUCUCUGGCAUUGUUUUGCUCUCCCUCUCUGUCGUUGUCUCUCUUUCUUCUACUCUUUAUUUUGACCUCUCUCUUUCAUGAUUUCCAUGCUUUCUCUUCCUGUUUACUCUCUCUCUCUCAUAUUGUUUUUGCUAUACCUAUUUUCUUUUCUUCACAUCUAUUUUGGCCACAUCCUGUUUCCAAUUUUGAUGUUGUCUUUUCUUUUUUCUUCUUUUCUUUUUCUUUUUUUCUUUUUUUCUUCUUUUUUUUCUCUUCUUUUUUUUUCUCUUCUUUUUUUUUCUCUUCUUUUUUUUCUCUUCUUUUUUUUUCUCUUCUUUUUUUUCUCUUCUUUUUUUUUCUCUUCUUUUUUUUCUCUUCUUUUUUUUUCUUCUUUUUUUUUUCUUCUUUUUUUUCUCUUCUUUUUUCUUCUUUUUUUUUUCUUCUUUUUUUUCUCUUCUUUUUUCUCCUCUUCUUUUUUUUCUCUUCUUUUUUCUCCUCUUCUUUUUUCUCCUCUUCUUUUUUUUCCUCUUUUUCUUUUUUUUCCUCUUUUUCUUUUUUUUCCUCUUUUUCUCUGUUUUUUUUUUCUUUUCUCUUCUCUCUUCUUUUCUCUUUUCAGCAUGACUGGAUAUUGUUGGUUGCAGAUCAAAUGCUUUCCCAACACAUGCCUCAGCAGUAUUUCUUCUUUUGCUUCAUCUCUCCACCUUUGUCUUUAUUUGAUGUUCUCUCUUUUUUGACAGAUUGCACUCCCCACCACCAAGUCCUAUCUUAUUCCUCCCUCUUUUUCUUGUCCUGGCUCUCUCUUUUUCUCUGGUCAUUGCCCCUUUUUUACUCAGUUUACCCCUCUGUCUUUUCUUUUUUCCCCAACCUUUUUUUUCUCUUAUCCUCUGUCCUUACUACCCUUCUUUUUUCCUCUCUUCUCUUUUGUCAUCUGUUUCUGUCUUCAUUCUUUUGUCAUUGA